Molecule: messenger RNA, 3164 nt
Organism: Hippopotamus amphibius kiboko
Lineage: Eukaryota; Metazoa; Chordata; Mammalia; Artiodactyla; Hippopotamidae
Gene: HNRNPA3
Product: heterogeneous nuclear ribonucleoprotein A3
Exons: 11
Coding region: 51-1187 (378 amino acids)
Molecular function (GO): RNA binding
Source: RefSeq, a predicted model, not a curated record
UCUCGGUCCCAUAUUGAACUCGAGUUGGAAGAGGCGAGUCCGGUCUCAAAAUGGAGGUAAAACCGCCGCCCGGUCGCCCCCAGCCCGACUCCGGCCGUCGCCGCCGCCGCCGGGGGGAGGAGGGCCAUGAUCCAAAGGAACCAGAACAGUUGAGAAAACUGUUUAUUGGUGGUCUGAGCUUUGAAACUACAGAUGAUAGCUUAAGAGAACAUUUUGAGAAAUGGGGCACACUUACAGAUUGUGUGGUGAUGAGAGACCCCCAAACAAAACGUUCCAGGGGCUUUGGUUUUGUGACUUACUCUUGUGUUGAAGAGGUGGAUGCAGCAAUGUGUGCUCGACCACACAAGGUUGAUGGGCGUGUAGUGGAACCAAAGAGAGCUGUUUCUAGAGAGGAUUCUGUAAAGCCUGGUGCCCAUCUAACAGUGAAGAAAAUUUUUGUUGGUGGUAUUAAAGAAGAUACAGAAGAAUAUAAUUUGAGAGACUACUUUGAAAAGUAUGGCAAGAUUGAAACCAUAGAAGUUAUGGAAGACAGGCAGAGUGGAAAAAAGAGAGGAUUUGCUUUUGUAACUUUUGAUGAUCAUGAUACAGUUGAUAAAAUUGUUGUUCAGAAAUACCACACUAUUAAUGGGCAUAAUUGUGAAGUGAAAAAGGCCCUUUCUAAACAAGAGAUGCAAUCUGCUGGAUCACAAAGAGGUCGUGGAGGUGGAUCUGGCAACUUUAUGGGUCGUGGAGGAAACUUUGGAGGUGGAGGAGGUAACUUUGGCCGUGGUGGAAACUUUGGUGGGAGAGGAGGCUAUGGUGGUGGAGGUGGUGGCAGUAGAGGUAGUUAUGGAGGAGGUGAUGGUGGAUAUAAUGGAUUUGGAGGUGAUGGUGGCAACUAUGGCGGUGGACCUGGUUAUAGUAGUAGAGGAGGCUAUGGUGGUGGUGGACCAGGAUAUGGAAACCAAGGUGGUGGAUAUGGUGGUGGUGGUGGAGGAUAUGAUGGUUACAAUGAAGGAGGAAAUUUUGGAGGUAACUAUGGUGGUGGUGGGAACUAUAAUGAUUUUGGAAAUUAUAGUGGACAACAGCAAUCAAAUUAUGGACCCAUGAAGGGGGGCAGUUUUGGUGGAAGAAGCUCGGGCAGUCCCUAUGGUGGUGGUUAUGGAUCUGGUGGUGGAAGUGGUGGAUAUGGUAGCAGAAGGUUCUAAAAACUCAGAAGAAAAGGGCUACAGUUCUUAGCAGGAGAGAGAGCGAGGAGUUGUCAGGAAAGCUGCAGGUUACUUUGAGACAGUCGUCCCAAAUGCAUUAGAGGAACUGUAAAAAUCUGCCACAGGAGGAACGAUGAUCCAUAGUCAGAAAAGUUACUGCAGCUUAAACAGGAAACCCUUCUUGUUCAGGACUGUCAUAGCCACAGUUUGCAAAAAGUGCAGCUAUUGAUUAAUGCAAUGUAGUGUCAAUUAGAUGUACAUUCCUGAGGUCUUUUAUCUGUUGUAGCUUUGUCUUUUCCUUUUUCUUUUCAUUACAUCAGGUAUAUUGCCCUGUAAAUUGUGGUAGUGGUACCAGGAAUAAAAAAUUAAGGAAUUUUUAACUUUUCAAUAUUUGUGUAGUUCAGUUUUUCUACAUUUUAGUACAGAAACUUUAACAAAAUGCAGUUUUGAAGGUGUUUCCUUGUGAGUUAACAAGUAAAGAAGAUCAUUGUUAAUUACUAUUUUGUAUGAAUUUUGCUAAAGUUAACUGUAAAGAAACACCUGCUGACUUGCAGUUUAAGGGGAAUCUAUUCUCCCCAUUUCCAAACCAUGAAAUGAAUGGGCUCUGACAUGUGGAGAGAAUAGAUAUUUGUAUGUUUGCAAUGUGUGUUUUAGAUAAUAGAAUUGGGUAUUUAAAUUAGCAUAUUUGUGAAUUUAAUAGCAUUAAGAUUUACCUUCAAAUGAAAAAUCUCAAAAUUCCUAUUUGGUUUUUGUGCAUUUUCUUUCAAAAUGUAAUCACAUGAUUUUAGUGUAUUAGCUUUGCUGAGAGUCCUAGCUGUGUUUAGAACAUCUCCAUUCUGCAUUCACCUUGGUCACAUGUGCACUGCUGCCAUAGUUUUAUUUGGGUGUAAAGAAUGUCUACUGCCCUCUGUUUAAAUUCUGGAAAGGGGUAGUGAAUGUUUUCCCUUUCCUCUUACCUUAAGAAACAUUCUUAAAAUCUUCAAAAUACAGGACCACUAAGCCUGCUGUAUCUGAGCAAAUUAGUGGCUACUUUUUUUUCCCUUUUUAAAGCACAAGAGGCCCAUAAAUCUUCAGUUAUUUUCCUUGGUUUAAUAUAUAUUUUUUUGAUACAUGCUCUCAGAGCAAGAGAAUAAAAAUCAUGUAUUGUUGAACACUUAACUGGCUGGCAUGCUUUCCUGUUUGUACCCUCUGCAUUUUACUGGAUGAAACCAAGGAUAGUAUAGAUUAUAAUCAUCCCAAAAUGAUUACUGCAGUAGAAGUGUAGCACAGUUGCUUAGUACAAACAAGCUUUUCACUUCCCCAAGGCCUGAAUUCAAAUUUGGAUAGUCAGAGUUUGUACUCACUUAAAAUCCCAAAGAACACACUGUUAUUCCAUGUGUAUGCUUGAACCUUAAAUCGUGUUGGUAUGAGUUUACAAUUUGUUUGGAAGACCCUUGUUGAGUUUUAGAUAAUAAGGUCAAAAUAUACAUAAACCAAUGUCUACUGUUUUGCGCCAGCUAGUGCUUAAAAUUUCAUUCGAGCCCUAAGUAUGUGCCCUGCUGUUGUCAUUUCUUUGGCAGAUGAACGUUGGAUUUGAGAUUCUUAUUUUUGUUUUGAGAAGUACUAAGCAAAACAAGCAAUAAAAGGGGGGAUGGGGCGUGCUAGUGUUUGAAUAUGCUCUCGUUGCUCUAAUUCUGUGCCUCUGUGCAUUACUAUUUGGAUGCAUGCAAUGCCAGCAUGGAAAUCGGUCUUCACAGACACUGCAGUUCCCAGAAAACACUCACAAACCAAUAAAUGUAACAGACAACAUUCCAUUUGUUAAUGGACAUAUGUGAAUAAGCAGUGUAGAAAAUAGGCCAAUUAUUAGAAAAUGGUUAAGACUUUAACAACUUCAAGUGUGGUUAUAUAAAUGGACACUGUCAAUGUUCAUAACUUAAACCUGGGUACCUGGUCAAAAUAAUGCUUGGGAAACAUUUUAUUAAAAUUAAGCUAAAUUGU